This is a messenger RNA of Nanorana parkeri, 521 nucleotides long. RefSeq names its product thiosulfate sulfurtransferase like domain containing 1 (gene TSTD1). The coding region runs from base 29 to 439 and encodes 136 amino acids. The transcript is spliced from 4 exons. The record is from RefSeq and is a predicted model, not a curated record. Gene Ontology annotation, molecular function: thiosulfate-thiol sulfurtransferase activity. Gene Ontology annotation, cellular component: cytoplasm. Lineage: Eukaryota; Metazoa; Chordata; Amphibia; Anura; Dicroglossidae.
UAUAGGAUGGAAGGGCGGACACUGUACAAUGUUCCUUAGGAAGCUUCUAACACGGCUGGGAGUCACGACAAGACUGGCAGAUAACACAACUAUGAGUUCCGGUGUGAUCUCAUAUGAUGAGCUGAAGAAGCUGCUCAGUUCCGGAUCCAUCCACCUAUUUGAUGUCCGAAAUCCCGAGGAGUUGAAGAGUGGAAAAAUCCCAAACGCCAUCAAUAUGCCAGUGGCGGAAGUAGAAGGAGCUCUGCAGAUGGACGCAGACGCAUUUAAAAAGAAAUAUAAUGUAGAGAAACCAAAAGUGGACGAUGGCAACCUGAUAUUCCACUGCCAUCUGGGCAGGAGAGGACAGCGAGCCGCCGACAUCGCCGUUGGCCUGGGAUACAAAAAAGCCCGGAACUACCUCGGAGCCUACAAAGAAUGGGCAGAGAAGGAGGGAAAGUGAUCCCCUCUCAUCCACCACUAUCUACCUCACGAGAUGAAUGAGAAGAAAAUUAGCUAUAUAAUAAAUUAUACUUUAGAUACAA